Laetiporus sulphureus 93-53 is the source of this 606-nucleotide messenger RNA. RefSeq lists its product as uncharacterized. The record is from RefSeq and is a predicted model, not a curated record. The annotation marks the transcript as partial. Lineage: Eukaryota; Fungi; Basidiomycota; Agaricomycetes; Polyporales; Laetiporaceae. The transcript has a single exon.
CCUCGGCUUCCGCCCGAGGUCUGCGAGCGCAUCAUCGACCAUCUCGAUCCGGGCCGUAUCGACCGUUGGGGAUGGAAUGACGACAGACCGACUCUGUUGACCUGCGCCCUCGUUUGCCGAGGGUGGUACACCGAGAGCCGCGCGGUUCUUUUCGAGGAGCCCGUGCUUGGCACUCGGAAAAAGGCAUUCAUCUUUUUGAGGUCACUGAAGCAGACACCGCUCCUCGGUGCCCGUGUGCGAAGCUUACAGAUCAGGCUCUACAAAGUAGGGAUCAUGACAGGUCGGGAGUCGGCAUCGAUUCUCGUGAUGCUGGCAAGGAAACUUCCCAACCUGGACAAGCUCUCCCUCACCGUGGUCAGCUUCGAGCAGAGCCCUAUACGCGAUCUGGCAUUUUGGAGUCUGCACGAGUUCAGUCAUGUCACAUCAUUGCAGCUAUGGAUUGUGACGUUGCCAUCGGCGAGCCCCUUCUUUCAGGUCAUCUGUUCAUUUCCUCAUCUGCAGCACCUUCGUUUGUGGACUCUGCGCUGGAGCGAACCGAGGUCCAUGGCGCCACUGCCUGAACGCCACCGCAUGCCUUUGACGACAGUGACUUCCCUUGAAUAUGAC